GUAUAAAGGCUAUGCUACGGACUCAACAACUGCCUUAGUGAUAGGCCUUCUGUUCUUUAUUAUUCCAGCAAAAGCAUUGACUAAGACUUCAAAUGGAGAGAACACUGUUUUUGGUUACACUCCACUGAUUACUUGGAAGGAAUUUCAGUCAUGCAUGCCCUGGGAAAUAGCUAUUCUUGUUGGUGGCGGAUUUGCUCUGGCAGACGGCUGUGAGGUUUCAAAACUUUCUGAGUGGGUAGCAUCUAAAUUGACCCCUCUAGGAUCACUCCCCUUGUGGCUGGUUAUCCUGAUAUCAUGCCUUAUUGUCACUUCAGUGACAGAAGUAGCCAGCAAUCCAGCUACCAUUACAAUAUUUUUGCCCAUACUAUCGCCUUUGGCUGAAGCCAUUCAUGUGAACCCACUUUUCAUUUUGAUACCUGCUACCUUGUGUACUUCCUUUGCGUUCCUGCUUCCUGUGGCAAACCCAGCCAAUGCCAUUGUAUUUUCAUAUGGUCAUUUAACUAUUAUGGACAUGGUGAAGGCUGGUUUGGGCAUUAACAUCAUCGGAGUUGCUGUAGUUAUGCUUGCAAUUAUGACAUGGAUAGUACCUAUAUUUGAUCUCUAUACUUAUCCAAGUUGGGCACCAAACAUCAUUCCUUCUACAAAUAGCACUGGGCUGUAA
Molecule: messenger RNA, 661 nt
Organism: Nestor notabilis (Kea)
Lineage: Eukaryota; Metazoa; Chordata; Aves; Psittaciformes; Psittacidae
Product: solute carrier family 13 member 1-like
Exons: 5
Biological process (GO): monoatomic anion transmembrane transport
Cellular component (GO): membrane
Molecular function (GO): sodium:sulfate symporter activity
Source: RefSeq, a predicted model, not a curated record